AUUGGAUAACCGUGACUCCGUCUUCUAUCAGCUUCUGUCGUGAGGAGUCACUAUAUUUCCACGGGACGGAACGAGGUUCAAUCGCAGAUUCCUUAACGACGCGGUGACGCGCUUGACGCGUGGUGUGAAGUGUCAGAGGUUGUAUUUGAGAAAGAUACAGAGCAUAGAAUUAUACGUUACAAUGACAUGACAGGGGUAUUGUUUUAAAAAAUCAGAAUCGGUGAUUGAUGUAAGUCUUUCUUUGACUGAGUAGCAGAAAGUCGUGGUCUUUCCAUUACCCUUCAAAAACUAGGAAUUUGUGAAAGAACCUGUCAUCAUGUUUAUUUAUUUGAGUAAAAAAAUUGCGAUUCCAAAUAAUACAAAAUUGAAUUGUUUGGCAUGGAACAAGGAGCAAGGGUACAUUGCAUGUGGUGGAGAUGAUGGCUUACUUAAAGUUUUAAAGCUUGAAUCAGGCAAAGAUGGAAAAUUGAAAGGUUUAGCUGCACCAUCAAAUCUUUCAAUGAACCAAACAUUAGAGGGUCAUAGUGGUCAAAUUCAAGUUAUUACUUGGAAUGAAAUUCAUCAGAAGUUAACCACAAGUGAUCAGAAUGGACUUAUUAUUGUGUGGAUGCUAUACAAGGGUUCUUGGUGUGAAGAGAUGAUAAACAAUCGUAAUAAAUCAGUUGUUAAGGGAAUGGCAUGGAAUUCAGAUGGUCAGAAAAUAUGCAUUGUUUAUGAAGAUGGAGCUGUAAUUGUUGGCUCAGUAGAUGGAAAUAGGAUAUGGGGCAAAGAAUUGAAAGGGAUUAUGCUGACUUGUGUAGAAUGGUCACCAGAUGGCAAGCUUCUGCUAUUUAGCCUUCGAAAUGGAGAAGUUCAUGCAUAUGAUAAUCAAGGAACUUUUGCGAUGAAAUUGCAUAUUCAGUGUCUGCCAAUUGUUCAAGGACCAGUCCAGGUCAUAUCAAUUCAUUGGUAUGAUGGUCGUUAUGGAUAUAUUGAAGAGGGUUGCCCAGUACUUGCUAUCUGUUAUGAAAAUGGUUGCAUGCAGAUAAUGAGAGGGGAAAGUGAUGACAUGCCUGUUAUAAUUGAUACUGGUAUGACUGCUAUAUGCUGUUGCUGGAACCAUAACGGAAGUGUAAUAGCUGUUACUGGAGUUAUGCAACUGGCUGGUGAGAAUAAAGACUGUAAUGUUAUUCAGUUCUUUAGCCCUUUUGGAGAGCAAUUACGUUCCUUGAAAAUUCCUGGAAUUGAAGUGACGAGUUGUGUAUGGGAAGGAGGUUCCUUGAGGGUAGCAUUAGCUGUUGAUUCUUUUAUCUACUUUGCCAAUAUUCGCCCAGAUUACAAAUGGACUUAUUUUGAAAGUACAGUUGUCUUUUCUUAUUAUCGCCCUGAAAAAUAUGGCACUAUUAUUACAUUCUGGAAUACAACAAAUGGUGAAUGUUAUCACAAAUGUGUAAAAUUAUUACUUGGUGUUGCUUCGUGUGGAGAGCAUUGUGUGCUAGCCACAAAGACUGAAGAUCAAUAUGGUCUUAUGCUGUGUAAUGCAAUUGGAACACCAGUUGACACUAAAUAUAUGGACAUACAGCCAAUGUGGAUAGCAAUGAACUCUACCCAUGUAUUUGCUGCUUCACAAGAUAAUUUCUUGUUAUGGCACUACAGAACUCCAAAGUCACGUUCAACCUUUGUAUUAGCAGGAUCUCGACAACGAAAGGAGAGACUUUAUCAUGUAGAUGACACACCAUCUGGCGUUGCUGAAGUUAUUCAAGAUUUAGAUCGAUCAUAUGAGCCCUCCACCAAUAUGCAGCCUACUGCUGAUCCAAUAUGUUGCAUGACUGCAUCUGAAAAGAUCUUAAUAAUAGGUCGUGAGUCAGGGAUGUUACAACGUUACUCACUUCCACAAGUAGCUUUAACUAACCGAUAUCCAUUAAAUUGUCGCCCUUAUAAAUUAGCUAUUAAUAGCAAUGGAAGUCGCCUAUCUGUAAUUGAUAUGACAGGAGUUCUGACUUUUCUUGACUUAGAGCCGCCUUCUUCAGCAUAUGGAGCGGGUGAUACUCUUGGUCAAACCAUUACUCCCUCAAAGGAUUUAUCAAAAUUUGAGCGGAAGGAUGUUUGGGCUAUGUGUUGGGCUAGUGACAACCCUGAAUUGCUGGCCAUUAUGGAAAAAACACGCAUGUAUGUGCUGAGGGAUUUGGAACCCGAAGAACCUAUUCAGAGUUCAGGAUACAUCUGCCAGUUUAAGGAUUUGGAAAUACGAGCAGUCCUUCUUGAUGAUUUAGUUCAAAACCCUGAUAAUCCCGUCAAUGAAUAUGUUUUAGAUUUAGAAGUGAAAUCGUUAAGAGACACAAGGAAUUUAUUAGAGAAAGUAGGAAUUGUGGAAGCUACUACAUUUAUAGAAGAGAAUCCUCACCCUAGAUUAUGGCGACUUUUGGCUGAAGCUGCUGUACGGCAAUUGGAUCUUAAUGCUGCAGAAGCUGCUUUUGUUCGUUGCAAUGACUAUCCUGGAAUUCAACUUGUUAAAAAGCUUCAGAAUAUUUAUAAUGACACCUUAAAAGCUGCUGAAGUGGCAGCAUAUUUUAAAAACUUCAAUGAGGCUGAAAAACUGUAUCUAGAAGUAGACAGAAGAGACCUAGCCAUUUCUCUGCGUGAAAAACUAGGUGAUUGGUUUCGAGUAAUUCAGCUAAUGAAAAUGGGAUCUGGAGGAUCUGAUAGUCAAAUGGAAGUUGCUUGGAAUUCUAUUGGAAGUUACUUCUCAGAUAGACAAAAUUGGGAAGCUGCUAGAGAAUAUUAUGAGAAAGGACGUAAUUUGGGCCAGACAAUAAAGUGUUUUUAUAUCCUUGAAGAUUAUGAUGCUUUGGAAGCCACUGUUAACACACUACCAGAGAGAGACAAUCAUUUAUUGACAAUAGGUGAGAUGUUUGCAUCUGUUGGAAUGUGUUCUCAAGCAGUUACUGCUUAUAUUAAGGGUGGCCAAGUAAAACUAGCCGUGGAUACUUGUGUAAAUCUUAAUCAAUGGGACCAAGCUGUUGAUCUAGCAAAACAGUACAAAUUACCAGAGAUUGGAAAUCUUCUCUCUAAGUAUGCAGAAUAUCUCAUGUCAAAAGGCAAGAUUUUGGAAGCUGUGGAAUUAUAUCGCAAAGCUAAUCACUUUUUGGAUGCAGCCAAACUCCUUUUUGAGUUAGCAAAAUCAGAGGGAAGAAAGACAAACAAGUUAUUAAAAAUGAAGAAGUUGUAUGUUUUGGCAGCACUGCUUGUAGAAGAACACCAACAACAGAUGAAACAACAAACUCUUGGAGUUGGUGAACGUAGCAAAGCUCUCAUGGGUUUGUUAGAGUCAGACGCAGGCUACGAGGUGGAUGCACAAGUUAUUGACAAUGCCUGGAGAGGAGCUGAAGCUUUUCACUUCUAUAUGUUGGCUCAACGACAGUUAUAUGAAGGUUAUGUAGAUGCAGCCAUGAAAACAGCACUUCAUCUGAGAGAAUAUGAAGAUAUAUUGGAACCAGAAGAUAUUUAUUGCAUUUUGGCUUUGGCCAGCUGUGCUAACAGAGCAUUUGGUACUUGUUCUAAAGCAUUUAUCAAACUAGAGUCCCUUGAGAAGGUACCGGAGGCCAAGAGAACAGCUUAUGAGUCUCUAGCAAUGGAUGUUUUUACAAAAUACAGUCCAAAGGAUUCACGAAGUAAUCGCUCUGAAUGUACAACCUGUGAAACAAUGAUUCCUGACAUAUGCAGUGUGUGUCCAAGUUGUGGAACACGUUUUCCAAUUUGUGUGGCUACUGGACGCCCACUUAUGGACAUGUCAUCUGUGUGGACAUGCAAUAUGUGCAAACAUUGUGCUGCUGAUCAGGAUGUUAAUGUUCGUCAAAGCUGCCCUCUGUGUCAUGCACCGGUACAAGCUUGAGGUCCAGGACUAAAAAGAUCAUUUUAUAAUCUAAAAGAAAUGAUUGUUCCUUGGUAAAGAUUUCUGCAAGAUUUAUUUUUCACUAGAUUUAUGUUUUAAUGCAUUUUAUAUUAUAAAUUUGGUUCAUAGUUAUUCCGUCCAAUUAGUGCUUUACUCUUACUAUUCCGUCCAAAGAGAGGGGGGGGGGGGAAUUAAAAAAAAAUUGAAUAUUUUUUAUUGUUUUUGUUCACUGCAUUUUAAGAAAUAUGUCAUGAACUCAUUUAAGCAAAAUAUAGUAAAUUUCUAAUUAAUUUAUAAUCUAUAAUUUAUUUCUUUUGAUGAGAAAAAGUACAAAUUUGCAUAAUUCUGUGCAUAGUGUAAUUUAAAUUUUUUAGUAUCUAAUUAUAUAAAAUGUUAUACUGCCUGUUUUCAAACUUUUGUUUGAUUAAUUGCAUACUUUAUAUGCAUUACAUGAUAUGAUUUUUGUUUGUUGAAAAUUGGUUAAGAGAAUCAACACUGUUAAUUAUGUAAUUGCAACAAAUACUUUUACAAGAAUUAAAAUUGGAAACAG
Gryllus bimaculatus (two-spotted cricket) is the source of this 4421-nucleotide messenger RNA. NCBI's taxonomy places the organism in Eukaryota, Metazoa, Arthropoda, Insecta, Orthoptera, Gryllidae. The record is from the annotation of a GenBank genome assembly.